UUUAGACAGAAGCCCAACAAAAUAAUCACAUUUAUUUCCAGAAGCUCUGCUUCGCCUUGGCGCUGGCCUCCUAUUCGACGACAAUGCAGUGAUUCACCGUGUUUAAUUCCAUACCAAAUCCUAGUAUUUCAUCUUCUCCCUCGCUGCUGAAAAAUCGUACAGAUAUGAAAUAAUCCAGAUCGUAGACCUUUUUAUCGUUAGUUAAUUCAUUCCAGAUCUUAAACAACCCUCUACAGCUCUUCUAUGAGCCCUAUAUAUAUUUUGAAGAUGAAUUGCAAGACCGAAAUGGAAACUGCAAUAGAAACCUCAAUACCUGAUCCGGAACCAAAACCUAAAGUCAUAUACCGGUGCAAGAAAUGCCGAAGAAUUGUUGCUUCGGCAGAACGAGUUGUUUCUCAUGAGCGCGGAGGUACUAAAAAAAGUAACAGCUGGAAAAGGGCGAGCGAUGGUGAUAGUGAACCAGAAUGCUCGUCUAUUUUUGUGGAACCCAUGAAGUGGAUGAAAACAUUGGAGGAAGGGAAUCUGCAAGCUAAGCUUCAUUGUUUGGGCUGCAAAGCACGAUUGGGGUGCUACAAUUGGGCAGGCAUUCAGUGCAAUUGUGGAGCAUGGGUUAACCCUGCGUUUCAGUUGCAUAAAAGCCGACUAGAUGAAUGUGUACUUGCUGAGUGAACACAUUGGUGCUAUACAAAUCCAGAGUCUAGACUCUAGACAAAAAUAAUGAAGCAUAUUAGUAAUGUGCAAUAAUAUUUUGAAGUCAUUGGAUCAUAGAAUCAGAAGUCAACUAUUUGUAGUGGUUCAGUCAGUUCUAGCUGCUUAGAAAUCG
Molecule: messenger RNA, 823 nt
Organism: Cuscuta epithymum
Lineage: Eukaryota; Viridiplantae; Streptophyta; Magnoliopsida; Solanales; Convolvulaceae
Source: the annotation of a GenBank genome assembly